UGAGAGGCCAGCAGCGUUCAUCGAUCACUCUUCACUCAGUCCAAGCGGAAAGGGAAAAAGAGAAGUAGCGGGAAAGAAGAAUUAAUAGGAAUCAAGAGAAAAAGAAGAAGAAGAAAGGAGAAAGGAAACGAAGGAAUGUCGGUCUCGGCGUUGUUCGGAACGAGGGUCAUGGUGCCCAACAAGUCCUUAGCAGUGGGUGCUCCAAAAGGUGGAAGAGCAGGAGGGAUGGGAAUGGUGAUAGAAUGUUCGUCUCGGCCAAAGAAGAAGGCAACGGCGCACCACAUGAAGACAAGACCAAAGAAGACUCAGCCUUGGGAUGUUAGGCGUCGCCCAACUGUCUAUCCCCCUCUACCUCCACUCCCUCCCGAUUGGACGCUUGCUCCCUCUGAUGACUCUGCCCCUCCUCAACCACCACUCGACAACCCAUGACCACGAGGACGGUUCACCCUACCCUUCGUUAUUAUCGUCGUCUUAAUGCGUUAGGUAUUUUUUUUUUCUUCUUUUGGAUCUUUGCUUAUUCCCCUUUAUGGAUCGAUGAAUGAAAUGCCCCCUGAUCGGAUAUUUGAUUGACUGUUACUUUAGUACUUGCUAUGUUGUUUAUAGAUUAGGUGGAUUUUCGUUCUGUUCUGUAACUUUGCACGAAAAUAUUUUGGUCAAUUUGAAGCGGGUCGGAAGGACUUACGUGAUA
This is a messenger RNA of Nelumbo nucifera (sacred lotus), 688 nucleotides long. It is a transcript of the gene PSRP6, whose product is annotated as plastid-specific 50S ribosomal protein 6. Gene Ontology annotation, molecular function: structural constituent of ribosome; rRNA binding. Gene Ontology annotation, cellular component: chloroplast; ribosome. Gene Ontology annotation, biological process: translation. The record is from RefSeq and is a predicted model, not a curated record. Lineage: Eukaryota; Viridiplantae; Streptophyta; Magnoliopsida; Proteales; Nelumbonaceae.